This is a messenger RNA of Lactuca saligna, 1095 nucleotides long. Lineage: Eukaryota; Viridiplantae; Streptophyta; Magnoliopsida; Asterales; Asteraceae. The record is from the annotation of a GenBank genome assembly.
AUGAUCGCUCCUAUCUUUGCCUCGAGCAACGUUCUCCAAGAAUACAGGAAGCAUCCGUCUUCAGGUCCAAGGGAGCUUACCCCAGCCAUGGUCCACUCUAUUGAUGAGGCUGACAAACCUGCAAAAAAGGGUAAGAAAGCGGAAACCCAAAAAGAGGCACAAGUUUCCAAACCCACCAAGGCGAAAACCCUUUUGAAGCGAAUGUUUGAUCGGGCUGUUACCUCACCUCCCAAACCGAAGAAGCUGGAGAAGCCCCCUAGGAGGCUAAUAAUACAAUCUUCCAGUGACUCAGAUUCUGAGUAUGUUCCUCCACAACACAAGAUUGCUUCUCCUUCCGAAUCUGAGAGCGGAAGCUCUGAUGAAGAGGCUUCGGGCCGAGGUGAUACUCCGCCUCGCUCCCCUACCCCAGAAAUUCCAGUUCACUCUCAUCCUCCUUCACCUCCACCUGUAACUAUCCCUGUAUCGAUCCCUCCCAUUUUUCCCAUUCCAACCACUCAACCAUUCACUACAAUUCCCAUCCCUACUCCCAUAUUCACAUACACAACCACUACCACGACAGGUGCUCGUUCUACCACCCCCAUUCCACCAAUAACAACCGAACCACCUAUCACAAGCAAACCUCCACCUGCUUCAAAACCCUUGUCUCCCACACAAUCCACUGAAACAACCCCUAUUCUAGGCAGUAAGGACUUGGAAUUUGAUUCCAUGUAUUUUAUUCCUUACCGAGUGCAGAGCGAUGAUGAUGAUGAUGAGCCUGUUACGAAAUGUCAUCUCAAGGUAGUAAACGAAAAGCUUGAUCAACUGCUCCCAUCCUCUUCCUCCAGCACUUAUUCUAAAGCUACAUUGAAGGCCUUAUUCUCCUCCGUUGUUACUAAACACAGUGCCACAUUAUCUUCUGCAGCCAAAGCAAUCGAAGCCUCCACUUCCCAAUGUCAACAAGCCUCAAUUGUUGUUGAUGCUUCGACUAAAGAAUGCAAGGAAGCGACCGCAAAAGUCGAUAAACUAGUUUCUGACGCUCAAGUAUUUUUAGAUUCCUUGCAGGCUGCUGCUGCUAAGAACGCUCAAACUGUCAACGCUUCAGUAGAGAACCUUUAA